This is a messenger RNA of Saprolegnia parasitica CBS 223.65, 550 nucleotides long. RefSeq lists its product as hypothetical. The transcript has 2 exons. The record is from RefSeq and is a predicted model, not a curated record. NCBI's taxonomy places the organism in Eukaryota, Oomycota, Saprolegniomycetes, Saprolegniales, Saprolegniaceae. Gene Ontology annotation, biological process: double-strand break repair via homologous recombination; mitotic cell cycle checkpoint signaling; response to ionizing radiation. Gene Ontology annotation, molecular function: DNA binding. The coding region runs from base 16 to 459 and encodes 147 amino acids. Gene Ontology annotation, cellular component: SOSS complex.
AGAGAAUCCGGCAACAUGGCGCUGCGGAAGCGCAACAGCAGCAGCGCGACGAACCGCGUCCGCGACCUCCCGCUCUUCGUGGAGAAGGCCAAGGGCGACAAGGACAAGAUGGUCGUUAACCUGCAGGUCAUCGUGCUGGACAUGGACGACCUCAAUGCCAACACCGCCGCCUACGCCUCCGUGCUCAUCGCCGACGAGACAGGCGCUGCCUCGAUGCUCGUGAAGCGGUCGCUGGCGCUUGGCCUCAACUGCGGCGACAUCCUGAGCCUCGAGAAUGCGCAGCUGACGUUCCACAACACGCACUUGGUCGUGAGCCUCAGCGCCGCCGGACGCAUCGAGCGCAUUGGCGAGUAUACGAUGAUCUUCAAGGAGACGCCCAACGUCAGCAACUACCUCUACACCAAGGACGCGUCGGGGCUCAUGGUCUUGGAUCGUCGGCCAAAGCAGGUCCAGCGGUAAGGCAGGCCAUGCCCUGUCGCUGUCUGCAGUACGAUGCGACAACGAUAUAUAUUAAUACUCCAUGAAGGUGUGCGAAAGGGUUGCCAAAGCG